AUGGAGCUUUUGCAGCUCUUCAUCACCGCCUUAAUCCCAGUACUGAAAAUUCUCUUCAUCACUGUGCUUGGCUCAUAUCUUGCGCUUGAUCGCGUCAAUAUUUUGGGGGAAGACGCUAGGAAGCACUUAAACACGGUUGUAUUUUACGUAUUCAGUCCUGCCCUGGUGAGCAGCAACCUUGCGCGGACAAUAACACCUAAAAGCAUAGUUAAAUUGUGGUUCAUGCCGGUGAAUAUCCUCAUCACAUUUAUUGUUGGUUCGAUCCUAGGAUGGAUACUCCUCCUGUUAACAAGACCUCCUGCAUAUCUGCGAGGCAUUGUCGUAGGUUGCUGUGCUGGAGGAAAUUUGGGAUUCAUGCUCCUUAUUAUAGUCCCAGCAGUGUGUAAAGAAAAAGGGAGUCCAUUUGGAGCUCCUGAUGUCUGUCAUACUUUUGCAGUGGCUUAUGCUUCACUUUCAAUGGCGAUAGGAGCCAUGUAUUUGUGGUCCUAUGUGUAUAAUAUUGUGAGGAUAUCUGCAAAGAGGGGCACCCAAAAUGCCCACGAAUCUCCAGAGAGAUCCUCCACACCAAACCAAGUAAGUUGCACUGAGCCUCCGCUUUCUUCGAAGGAAUCUGAGGAAGUGGAGGACAAUGCUGCGGAUCAAUAUGCACUGCCCUGCACUGCUAUAUCUGAAGAAAACGCUAAGAUGACAAGUUUAGGUAAAGUAAUAAAGCAACGUAUUAUGAUGGUGUUUGGAAAGCUCAAUCUGAAAACAAUAUUUUCCCCUUCUACUACUGGAGCAAUGGUUGGUUUUGUGAUUGGACUCAUACCUCAGAUUCGAAAAACUAUUGAUAGGAGAUGGCGCUCCUCUACGGGUGGUUCAAGACACUGCUUCUUUAUUGGGUCUGUCAACUCCUCUCCAUAUGAUUGCAGAGACGCAGCCAUCCCAAGUCUUACUUUGAUAAUAGGAGGAAACCUACUUGCAGGUUCGAGAGGGCCAGGGAUACAGAAAUCUGUGGUUGUUGGCAUUAUCGUUGUUCGUUAUGUUGCCCUGCCUCUUGCAGGCAUAUUGGUUGUUAAAGGUGCAUUAAAAUUUGGGUUGGUGCAUUAUGAUCCAUUGUAUGUGUUUGUUCUUCUGCUUCAGUUUUCACUCCCACCAGCAAUGAACAUAGGAAUAAUGGCUCAAUUGUUCGGAGCAGGAGAAAAGGAAUGUUCAGUUAUCAUGCUGUGGGCUUAUGUUUUUGCCUCAGUAACGCUUACUUUUUGGUCCGCCUUCUUCAUGUGGCUUGUGGCCCGAAUGUGA
Prunus armeniaca (apricot) is the source of this 1281-nucleotide messenger RNA. NCBI's taxonomy places the organism in Eukaryota, Viridiplantae, Streptophyta, Magnoliopsida, Rosales, Rosaceae. The record is from the annotation of a GenBank genome assembly.